GUACUCCAUAUCUUGUGUUGUCUCUUGUCCACUGCCUCGGCCGAGUUCAUUGGCUUCAUCAGAAGUACGAGUGCAUGUUUCAGUGAGUGCUUACAAAAUGGCCAAAUCCCCUUGAACUCGGGGGCAAUGGCUUCAUCUCCCCCAGCAGCACACCAUGGAUCAACUGAUCAUGACGGGGCCAUUUUGCCCGCCGGCUCCCAAUGACAAAAUCACGAUCCCAGCACUAAUGACGAAGUACAACCCCGACUCCGUCCCUGCUGAUAAGGUGGUACAUGUCGAUACUAUCGCCAACAAGAGUCUCACAUAUGGCGGUCUCCGAGAGCAAGCUGCCAGGUGCGCAUGGGGACUGCAGCAUACAAUGGGCAUGAAGGAGCAGGACAAGCUGUUGGUCAUUCUUCCCAACUCGACCGACUUCGUGAUUCUUGCGCACGCCACGCUGUGGCUUGGAGCUAUAUUUUCACCCCUCAAUCCAUCCUCAUUAGCCAAAGACAUUGCCCAUGCUCUAUCGUUGGUCCAACCGAGCCAUAUCGCGAUUGACCCAAGCAAACUCGAGGCCGUCAAUUCUGCCUUUCAGGAGCUUGGCUGGGGAGAAAGUGCACGUCCGAGAGUGUUCACGGUGCUGAGAAGGUCUGGAACUCUCAAGCUGUUCCCCGACGACAUUGCGGGCCAAACCCCUGACCAGUCGCUUCCAAUGUUCGACUUGCGCGGGAGAAGCACCAAAGACGUGACCGCCAUGAUUGUGUUUUCAUCUGGGACGACGGGAAAAAUCAAAGGAGUGCAGUUGUCACACUACAGCAUAGUCUCCAACAUUAUCCAGACGCGAAUCUCAAUGCCUUGGAUGAUGAAUCACGCCUCACGAGAAGUCUUCUUUCCACCAUAUUGCCAUGUCUAUGGUCUCGGGGUUGUGGUGUUUUGCGGCAUGUGGGUAGGCUCGUUCACCUGCGGAAUUCCGGCCUUUAACCUGGACUUGUUCUGCCGCAAGAUGGAAGAGCACCGAGCGACAUGGGCUCACAUAGUUCCGCCUGUCGCCAUCCAACUGGCGAGCUCGGAUAUUGCUGCAAGGUACCAGCUGUCGUCGAUAAAGAUCAUCCUCAUCUCGGCCGCUCCGACCAAAAGAGACCUCCAGAUGAAACUGAAGGCAAGGUUUGGGAGUGAUGUCAAGAUCGUGCAGGGGUAUGGAAUGUCUGAAUGUUCGCCGACAGUGCUUCUGCAGAGUCCCCUCGACGAUGAGAACAACAUUGGUACUGCAGGAAAGCCAGUUUGUGGAACUGAACUUCGACUUGUCGACCCCGUGACGUUGAAGGACGUUGCGCCGGGAGAAGAAGGCGAACUCUGGGUUAAAGGCCCUCAGACAAUGAUGGGAUACUACAACAACGAACAAGCCACGCGAGAGACUUAUGUCGGUGACUGGCUCCGGACCGGCGAUAUCAUGCGGGUGGACGAGAAUGGCAACUUCUGGGUUACCGAUCGAUUAAAAGAGCUGAUCAAAUACAAAGGUUUCCAAGUGCCACCCUCAGAACUCGAAGACCUGCUCUUGAAACAUCCCUCCGUGGUCGACGCCGCCGUGACUUCGAUCUACUCGGACGAGCAGGCCACCGAACUCCCCAUUGCAUACGUGACACUUCCUGCAGACACACCCGCGUCUCAAAAGCAGGGACUGCUCGUUGAAAUCCGCAGCUGGGCUGACGGGCAGGUGGCGGGCUACAAGAAGCUGCGUGGGGGAGUGUAUGAGUUGAGCAAUCUGCCCAAGACACCAUCGGGAAAGAUCCUGAGACGAGAGCUGCCGUGCAAAAAGGCACAGUCGGAGGGCAGAGCUGCGAAGAUUUGAUAGAGGGG
Messenger RNA from Cladophialophora immunda, 1836 nucleotides. RefSeq lists its product as uncharacterized. Gene Ontology annotation, biological process: secondary metabolic process. The record is from RefSeq and is a predicted model, not a curated record. Gene Ontology annotation, molecular function: CoA-ligase activity. The transcript is spliced from 10 exons. Bases 155 to 1828 code for a protein of 557 amino acids. NCBI's taxonomy places the organism in Eukaryota, Fungi, Ascomycota, Eurotiomycetes, Chaetothyriales, Herpotrichiellaceae.